GCGCACGGCCCCUUUAAGAGCCGCGGAGGAGAGAGAGGGGGUGGGGGAGCGGGCCCCGAGCGCAGGAGCUGGCUCAGAGCUGCGCCGAUCCGGCCCCAAGGACGCGCGGCGCUCGCUCGGGCUCGGGCUGCCCCUGCCCUCCCCCGCCCCGCCGGACGCCGUGGGGGGCCCCCUCCUCCCAUCCCCCUCCCGCAGACCCCGCCGCGGGGGGCGAGGUGCCCCGGGCACGGGGAGGGGGCGUGCGCGCCGCCUCCGCGGGGCCCCGGGAGCGCACGCCUCCGCCUCGCCGGCCCCGGGCAUGGACAGCAGCCGCAGGCGCGCUGUGCUGAGCCCAGGGGAGCGCAGCGGCUCCGGGCAGCCCCGAGGCUGAACCCGAGACAAAGGCGGCAUCCGGCGGGGAAGGAGCCGGGAGAGCCUCCCGCACCUGGCUGGCCGUCGGGCUCGGCCCCCUCGCGGUGCCCUCCGCCGGGCUCUCCACGCCGAGCCUUGGGAACUCGCAGGGGACGGGCUCCCCUAGGGAAGAGGAAGGCGGGGAGCGGAGGGGUGGUCCCGGCCCCCACGCUCUCGCUCCAAGUUUUCGAGCCCCCCAGAGAGGAAACCUCCAGCCGGAGCAUCGGGGCUCUCCGAGCCCUUCCGCAGCCCAGCCCAGCCAGCACCGCGAGCAUGAGCAGCGGUAGCGGGGCCGGGCGGGGCGAGCCCCGGAGGCCGGGCUGGGCCGGGACCCUCCUGGGCACCGGGGAGCUGCUGCUGCUGCUGUUCGUGUGGCUGGGCCCCCUGAGCUGCAACGGGGUGGCCGGGGACAACGAAGUCAACGCCGAGAACUGGCUGCGCUUCUACGGCUACCUGCCCCAGCCCAGCCGCCAGAUGUCCACCAUGAGGUCCGCCCAGAUCCUGGCGUCGGCCAUCUCCGAGAUGCAGCGCUUCUACGGGAUCACCGUCACGGGCGUGCUGGACGAGGAGACCAAAACGUGGAUGAAGCGGCCUCGCUGCGGGGUGCCGGACCAGUUUGGGGUACGGGUGAAAGCCAACAUGCGGCGGAAGCGUUACGCUCUCACCGGGAGGAAAUGGAACAGCCACCACCUGACCUUCAGCAUCCAGAACUACACAGAGAAGCUGGGCUGGUACAACUCCUUGGAGGCCGUCCGGCUGGCCUUCCGGGUGUGGGAGCAGGCCACGCCCCUGGUCUUCCAGGAGAUCCCCUACGAGGACAUCCGGACCCGGCGGCAGAAGGAGGCCGACAUCAUGGUACUCUUUGCCUCCGGUUUCCAUGGCGACAGCUCCCCCUUCGACGGCGUGGGGGGCUUUCUGGCCCACGCUUACUUCCCCGGGCCCGGCAUGGGCGGAGACACCCAUUUUGAUGCUGAUGAGCCCUGGACCUUCUCCAACACCGACCUGCACGGAAACAACCUCUUCCUGGUGGCUGUGCACGAGCUGGGCCAUGCCCUGGGGCUGGAGCACUCCAACAACCCCAGCGCCAUCAUGGCGCCCUUCUACCAGUGGAUGGACACGGACAACUUCCAGCUGCCCGAAGAUGACCUCAGGGGCAUCCAGAAGCUCUACGGUACUCCAGACGGCCAGCCUCAGCCUACCCGGCCCCUUCCUACCGUCCCACCCCGACGCCCAGGCCGGCCUGACCACCGGCCACCCAGACCGCCACCGCCGCCGCCUCCGGGGGGGAAACCAGACCGACCCCCCAAACCUGGGCCUCCUAGCCAGCCACGAGCCACAGAGAGACCGGACCAAUACGGCCCCAACAUCUGUGACGGCAACUUUGACACUGUGGCCAUGCUGCGGGGGGAGAUGUUCGUGUUCAAGGGCCGCUGGUUCUGGAGGGUCCGGCACAACCGGGUGCUGGACAACUACCCCAUGCCCAUCGGGCACUUCUGGCGGGGGCUGCCUAGCGACAUCAGCGCUGCCUACGAGCGUCAGGAUGGGCGUUUUGUGUUCUUCAAAGGGGACCGCUACUGGCUCUUCCGGGAAGCCAACCUGGAGUCCGGCUACCCCCAGCCGCUCACGAGCUACGGGCUGGGCAUCCCCUACGACCGCAUUGACACGGCCAUCUGGUGGGAGCCCACGGGACACACCUUUUUCUUCCAGGAGGACAGGUACUGGCGCUUCAAUGAGGACACCCAGCGAGGAGACCCCGGCUACCCCAAGCCCAUCAGCGUCUGGAAGGGCGUCCCGUCCUCCCCCAAGGGGGCCUUCCUGAGCAACGACGCAGCUUACACCUACUUCUACAAGGGCACCAAGUACUGGAAGUUUGACAACGAGCGGCUGCGGAUGGAGCCCGGAUACCCCAAGUCCAUCCUCCGGGACUUCAUGGGCUGCCAGGAGGAGGCGGCCGACCCCGACGCCGGGCGCCGCUGGCCCGACGUGCACCGGCCGCCCUUCGACCCCGACGGCGGAGGCCGGGAGGACGAGGGCGGGGAGGCCGGGGCCCGGCCGGGGGAGCAGGAUCGGGACGAUGAGGCGGCCGAGGAGGAGGGAGACUACGGGGAGGACGGCGGCGGCGGCAACCGCGUGGUGGUGCAGAUCGACGAGUACACGCGGACCAUGAACGUGGUCAUGGUGCUGGUGCCGCUGGUGCUGCUGCUCUGCAUCCUGGGCCUCAUCUACGUCAUCAUCCAGAUGCAGCGCAAGGGCGCCCCGCGGAUGCUGCUCUACUGCAAGCGCUCCCUGCAGGAGUGGGUCUGAGGCCCGCCCCAGGUGCUACCGAGCCAUUGUAUGUACGGACUGUGCUGGUCGCGGCCCCGGGCGGCCGCCUCGGGGCUCCGGAGCGGGCCCGACUGAAGGCGGCGGCGGCGGCCCGGAGACCCUCCCCCACCCUCCCCGGUCUAUUUAUGCCGAGACCCUUCCUCCUCCUCUCCCCCCUUCCCCCCUCUCUCCCUGCUCUGCCCCUCCCCGUUAGUGAGCGGGGGCAGGAGGGGGCCAGCUCCCCCGCCCCGGGACAGACGUUACCCCCGUCCCAGCUCCCGAAGGCGGCCCCCCGAAGGGCUCGGAGCGGGAGCGGCCCGCGCUAGUUCCCGGCCCGGUGGGGAGGGAGGGAGGCCCCGCUCGAGCUCCGCUGUGACACCUCCCCGGCGCCCGCGUGAGAGUUAGGGUCUGGCUGCAGCCGGAGCCGCGGGGCCGCAAGGCCUUCUGCCGGUGGCCCGGGGGUCCCGGGCGGGGCCUCCUUCUCCUCCGGGAAGCGAGGCUGGCCAGGCCCGCGUUGGCUUUAGAGGCCCGCUGCCUGGCCAGGCGCCGAGCCCGCGGUGUGCGGGAGGAAAGCGCGGCGGGCUGAGCAGCUCCUGGGAAAUCACCCGGAAUUUGUCCCGCCUCGGGGCCGACUGCGCCGGGCGGGAGAACAAAGCGGUGGUUGGAGUUAGGGCCUCCCAGGGAUGGAGGCUUAAUCCAGAGCGUCAGAGAGGAAGAAGGGCCCGGAGUUACAGGGCUCCCCCUACAGCGGAUCUCUGCCCUCCCCGCAUCCCCUGGCGGCCUCCUGAGUCAGGGUCUCCCCACCGGGACCCGAGACAUGGAGGCCCGGGAUAGGAGAGGGAGCGACCCAGUCUUCCUGAGGGGCCGGGAGGGCGCCUCUCCAGGGACCCUGGUUCCGAAGUCAUAAAAUCUUUGCCUAUAGGAUUACAAAGGAAACCGAUUCUAUUGAAUAGUUAUCAGAAUAUAUAAUUUACAGAGUUCUCAGGCCCCAAGCUAAAGACCCCCCCUCUUUUCACCCCCAUUUCCCCAGCAGCCACUCCCCCAUCCCACCCCUCAUGGGUAAGAAUCCCCGAUCCGGGCAGAAUUUAGUGCCAGAAGGAGCCCUGCAAACACCUUCACCUGGCAGCAGCAAGGUGGAGGGAGGUGACUCCUACAGUUAGAGCUGGACAUUCAAGCCCAGAGCUCCAGGUGCUGCAGGGCUUCUCCACAGGGAUCCGUGGGGGUCCACGAAUAGAUUUCAGGGAGUCUGAACUCCAGUGGGGGAGAAAAUGACAGCUUCCUUUCCACUAACUUUUCCUUUCCUUUGUCAUACUCUGGUAACACGAUUCUGACAAGGGGUCGGCCCGCGGGGGCCACAGAAGGUUGAGGGUCUCUCGCUCUGCCGCAGAGAUGUGCAGAUGGAGAGUGUUCGGGCCACCGGUCCGGGCUGCACCUUGGAGCUCUAGGCCACCGGCGCCCCGGAACCCUCCUGCGCCUCCGUUAUUUGGCAGAAAUGGUGCUCUGGAACCCUGACUGGAGCGGGAACUUGAGAGGAGCCCGAGCCAGCGGCUUGGCUCCCCGCCAUGUGGGGGUGCGUUGGGGCUGAGACGGGCCAGCCCUUCCAUGUAAUGACUUCCAGGUUGCUUGGGCACUGAGUCUGGCUGUCCCGGGGCAUCUUUCUUUAUGGGUGUCCCAGCCCCCCAGUAGGAUGCAGUGAUCAGGGAUGGAGGAGAGGUGUUGGGGUCCCCUGCCCACAGUGUUGGUCACAGUGGAUGCUACCUCAGGAAUGGAGGGGGAGUUGAUGAGAUUCUUUAAAGGGACUCUGGGUUGUGGCAGCUAGGGGGGUAUCUCAGACUGACCCCCCAAUGCCAUCGUCACCAUAUCCAACCUGAGGUUGGCUCUCGGGGUCUGCCGGGAAGGUGUAGAAUUGAUGUCAUUGGGCUGCUUCUGUUUCUGCAUUUGGAUCUGGGAAAUGGGUCACUGGGGAAAGAAAGGGAAAGGAAACCCAAGCAGUCUUGAGAAAUAGUUCUCCCAGCCAGCCAAGGAAGGCAAGGGCCAAGUGGAAAUCCCCCAGGCGCUGUGGCCGCUCCCUCGGAGCUCUGCAGCCAGGGCCACACUGGGGAGGGGCCGCAAUAAUUGGGGCCAACUCCCAGGGGGUCCUCCCCCCAUGUCUUGACCCGAUUUCCAUCUCCUCUCCUUCCCCUCCCUACAUCCUCCUUCCAAAGCAAACAAGAGUCUCCGGCCUCUGUGGGAAACGGUACUGGGAAGCUGAGCCCGAUCCCUUCUUCGGCCCUCCCCCUCCCCAUCCUCCCUCCUUUGUGGGCCUGAGCCCCCACCUCCUGGGCUGUUAAGUGAGUAAGGGACGGCUCAGAAGGUUUUAGAUCAGAAGCAGUCACUGAAAACCCUUUCCUGGCAAUCUUGCCCCCUCCUCCCCUCUUGCUGAUCUCUCACCCCUUCCAUUUGGGCCAGAGCUUGUCAGAACCGGAACCCCGGCCCCCCCUUCCCUUCCCUCCUCAGCCCUCCCAAGAGUUUCCCUCUAGAGAGCCCUGACUGCAUCCUCGGCCCUUGCCCCGGCUGGCAGGGGGGUCCUUCGUGGCAGGGAGUCAGUGGCCCCGUGUACAUUUCUGUAAAUAAUACGCAGCUUAUUAAAUUGUACAUACAGCUUCCAACAGGUGUGGCUCGCUUUGUGAAGGGGGAAGCUUCGCAUUAAGCUCCAAUUAGGGCCCCCCCUUAGCGGUCGGCUGGCCCGGGGCCCUUCCCUUUCGCCCCCUUCCCACCCGUUCCAUACUGGGAGGGAAGCUUCAAGGAAACAAUAAUAGCUUAAAUUGUUCCCGCACUCAGCUCUCAAGUUUACAGAGUGUUUUCCUCCCGACAGCUCUGCAGUAAAGGUGUUUCAGGCGUGUUAUCACCCAUUUUACAGAUGGGUAAAACAAGACUCAGAAUGAAGUGAUAUGCCAAUAACGCAGGUGUCAGGGGGUUUGAACCCCAAAAUUUCUGAUCCCAAAAUCAAUAUUCUCUCUCCCCCCACCCCCCGCUUUAACACCUCCUAGGUUUAUUUGGAUUUUCCUGUCUUCUGGUGACGUAUCUUGUCAGAAGAAGGGAAGUGUCCAGACCGGAAGGGGCAUUUGGCCAGGAGGGGUGUAAUGGAUUCAAAAGGGGCUCAAAUGUGUGACUGACAGGUCGGGCUUCAGGCUGGGCCGGCCCGGAGUGAGUCUUGAGAGCUGAGAGCCCCCGAGUCUGCUCUCCGACCCUGGGGUGAGGAGGAGGAGGGGGAAAGAAUGUGUGAUUCUCGCUUCCUUCCCCCUUCCCCAUGGGAAAGGGCAGCCUCUGGCAGCGUUCCCCGGCCUGAGCCGAGGAGUGGGAGGGAGCCUGGCUGUGGAAACAAGGCCGGAGCUGUCCCUGACCCCCUCCUCACUUCUCCAGGCCAGCCCCCGGCCCAGCUUAGCGCCUUCCCCAGGCAGUCUGGGAACCCAGCCUGUGCAAGGAGGGUGGGAGAGAGGGGCAGGACAGAUGGAAAAACUGCUCCCCUUGGGAUCCCGCAGGUGCAGCCUGUGGUGGGAGAAACGAGGGCUGGCUGGGGGCCAGGACCCUCCCUCCUCCCUCCACCCCAACCCUUUAAUUGGCUUUCCCAGAAGGAACCUCAGUGCUCCUCCAGCCCCAUCUCCGUUGGCCUCCCCUUGGAGCUACGUCCCUUUUUACUGUGAAGCCAGAAUGAUGACAUUUGGUCGGAAAAGUCGCUGUUUAUUUUUCUCCCCCAUCUCCAUUUCUCUGUCACUCCCCCUCUCUGCUGGAUAAAGGGCUCACUUAGGGAAGAAAAAUGAUGCAAAAAUAAUAAUGACGAUGCAUUUAUCAGGUCCCUGAGGCUCCAGAAGCGUGUCCAUCGUCCCCCCGGCCUCCCCUCUCCCCCAGCUCAUCCCCUCCUGGGCUGAGCGUCCGUUCCUCCUGUGUCUGUUGGUCAUUUUCUACAGUCCAUGCUGGUCAUGAUUCAAGGCUCCACAAUAAACUUAUGAACAGCC
Antechinus flavipes (yellow-footed antechinus) is the source of this 6689-nucleotide messenger RNA. It is a transcript of the gene MMP15, whose product is annotated as matrix metallopeptidase 15. Gene Ontology annotation, molecular function: metalloendopeptidase activity; zinc ion binding. Lineage: Eukaryota; Metazoa; Chordata; Mammalia; Dasyuromorphia; Dasyuridae. The transcript has 10 exons. The record is from RefSeq and is a predicted model, not a curated record. Bases 664 to 2694 code for a protein of 676 amino acids. Gene Ontology annotation, cellular component: extracellular matrix. Gene Ontology annotation, biological process: collagen catabolic process; proteolysis; extracellular matrix organization.